Molecule: messenger RNA, 2381 nt
Organism: Rhagoletis pomonella (apple maggot)
Lineage: Eukaryota; Metazoa; Arthropoda; Insecta; Diptera; Tephritidae
Exons: 2
Coding region: 491-1699 (402 amino acids)
Source: RefSeq, a predicted model, not a curated record
AAGUACGAAGUACGAGAGCGAAAAAGGAAGUACUGUACUUCCAAAAAAAGUACGUUUGGUCACAUUACGUAUGGUAGACUUGUCAACAGUUUCCACAGAGUUUUUGGUUUUUACAGUAUUUUAUAAUGUGCCCGUAUCGGUGGCAGUUCUUGCAUCGUGAAGGCAGGGGUAUGUACGGGCGAACGUAUCCUAUUGAAAUUGUGUCGGGUAGUGAGAGCGUUGGAAAAGUGAGUGUGAUAAGUCGGGUUUCAAUAAGUGUUGAGCUGUCGUUAUUUUCUUUUCGCAUGAUUUUUCUAACUUCACUCACGUUUUGAUCUAUAGAGUUCGAUUAAGAUUUCGUUUUCAGGUAUCCCACGUCAGUCGUUACAAUAAACAACGCCUUUGGUGGAGUUAAGAGUUGAGUUCAUUGUUAUUUCUACUUGUAUGAUUGGAUAGGCUGGUUAACUUUGCUAGUUUGAGUGCUUGUGUAUGGUUCUUUGUUUUAAUUAGAAUGUCACCACUUUUGAUUUUUUUGCAAGAGUCGACUUUUCCGCAAACACCAUCGAUCAAUGAAUCACCAAAUGUUAAUGUUGGUCAGAUUACCGCUCAGGUAUCAAGAAGUAUAGCUGUCGAAUUGCCUAGUGUGAGCGGUCUGCGGAAAAAUAUUCAGCGUCAGCGCCUUUGCAGUAAUCCGCAGCUAUUAACACCCAAAACAUUGAGUGAAUUAGUUAUACCUGAGCAAUUUCAAUUGACUAACAAUGGUGAAAAUUUUAUAUUGAAGGAUAGUUCUGCUCGUGCCAAUCGUUAUGUGGUGUUCGGUACUAUGGGAAAUUUACGUCGUCUGGGUUCGUGUCGAAUUUGGAUGUCUGAUGGGACAUUUUCUUCUGUAUCUAGCAUAUUUAAACAGCUUUACACCAUACAUGGAGGUCUUGUCGAUAAUGAUAAUGCUGGUAAUAAUGCUAUCGAAUCUGUACCAUUUGUGUACGUUUUGCUCCCAUGUAAAAGGCAAAAUGUAUAUCGUCGAUUUUUAAAGGCUCUCGUAAACGUAGCUGACGGCCACUUGGUGCCAGAAGUAUUUACUACUGACUUCGAGGCUGCUUUCAUUGGAGCUGUGAAAAAGGUAUUUCCAGAUACUCAUCUCCACGGGUGUUAUUUUCAUUUCGCCCAAUGUAUUGUACGGUUUUUAAACAAUAUGGGGUUGGAAACACGCUAUAACACUGAUGAUGAGUUUUCUUUGCAUGCUAAAAUGUUGAUUGCUUUAGCAUUCGUCCCUCCUGCUUUCGUGGUUGCAGGUUUUACUAGCUUGAUUUCUUCGGAAUAUUUUGCUAAUACGAAUGAUUUGAAGCCUCUUAUUACUUAUUUCCAAGACACUUGGAUUGGAGUUCAACGCCGAAAUGGUCACACGUCUGCCAAGUUUCCUAUCGAAACUUGGAACUGCUAUUAUGUAGUCAUUAAUAAUGAGCCAAGAACUAAUAAUAUGAUGGAAGGUUGGCAUAACACCUUUCAUCAACGUAUUGGUAGGAGUUACGAGCAGUUGGGGAAAUUUAUUAAUGCUUUGAGAGUUGAGCAAGCUUCGUCGGAGGUGAUUUGGGAGCAAUUCAAUGCUGGUCGCCUCGUUGCUACUCGGAAGCGCAAGAAAUAUUUUGGUUAUGAUGCUCGCAUACGCGGUGGUGGAAUUUUGGAAUAUCUUCGUGGGGUCGCUCAUAGUGUUUCUCCGUGACCAAUUGUUCAACCAUUUGAUUAAGUUUGAUAUUGAUUUUUUGUUAUUUAAUAUUUUAUUGUAGUUCUAUGUACAUAAUAUACUGAAAUUCCGACAACUUAUUACUAUGUAUUCUCCCGUGAUAAUUUUUCUAGUGAUCAUUUGUCCUGUGAUCAGUGAUAUUGUGAUCAUUUUGGCUGUGAUGUUUUUCGUUGUGAUCUAAUUAGCCAGUGAUCAUUUGCCUAGUGAUCAAUUGUCCUAUGAUCAUUUGUCUUGUGAGCAUUUUGCCUGUGUUUUUUGUCAUGAUCAUUUGUCCUGUGAUAUCAAUAGAGGUGUAAUCUUAAUUAUCAAAUACUGUUUAACACCCCAAAUAGUUGUUUGUAUUUUCUACAUAAAUACAUACAUAUGUAUGGGGACUAAACCAGUAGUGCAAUUCACUAACUUUUAACGAUACGAUUUGUCGAGGUCUAAUAUAACGAUUUUUGUGGUUUGCAGUAACGAUUGUGUUAUUCGGUAACUCUUUUUUAACGACACUAAACAGCUGACAUUUUCUUUUUAUUUCAAUAAAAGAAAGGUGGCAUCUCAGAAGAAUGACGAAAAAAAAUAAAUUCCUUGCUUGCAAAGUGAAUGGCUUCGUCAGUACCCAGUGUUCAAAAGAGAAGCCGGACCACAGCAGAACAACUAAGUCGCAUGGUGGACUUUU